Messenger RNA from Scatophagus argus, 1440 nucleotides. Its product is annotated as glutamate-rich protein 1. The record is from RefSeq and is a predicted model, not a curated record. Lineage: Eukaryota; Metazoa; Chordata; Actinopteri; Scatophagidae. Bases 292 to 1272 code for a protein of 326 amino acids. The transcript is spliced from 6 exons.
UAGUGGCUGGUAAAUGGAGGGGAGAGUGGUGCUCCAGAAAUCCGAGGAUUAUUGCAAGACAACCGCAGCCGAUUGGAUUUUUGAAGUAGCUCUAACCAUUCCUUCAGCUGUUUUAGCACGAACACGUUAUUUCACCGUUGUGUGAUAUCGUAACUUCGGUUGUGAAACGAGCUAAUUUUAAAAGCUAGCAAGCUGGGUAGCUAACUCUGCUAGCUUGCUAGCACAUUAGCUAUAGCCACAUGUUACUCUUAACUAUCCGUCCUCUUUCUUUCAACUCAUAUAUAUGUCGAUAUGGAACGUAGGAAAGAAGCAUUUCAAUCAAAAGUACUGCAGAAGCUUUACCCUGCAGCUCCUAAACCGGAGAAGAAGUCCAGCCCACCAUGCAUUGUAGAGGCUCUGUCCAAAAAAAUCUAUGUGAAAAGCAAAGCCUCUCAGGGGGACACAGCCACUGGAGAUGCAGUAAAGACACACAGCGUAUCCAUUCCGGUCAGGCGGAUGUACACGGUCCUUCCUCCUCCUGCAGAUUACAAGACAGAUUCAGAGAAAUCUGUCACACUCCCCCAGUCAGAAGGCAUAAAUAGUGCAGAGGACCCAGCUGGGGACAGCAUCCAUGAGAGCAGUGAAGAACUGGACCAAGAUAAAGAGGAAGAAAAACAGAAAAUAAAGAGGAGAAGAAGAAAAAAGAAACCAACCCUCCAUCAAGACUUUGAGAAGGAUGGAGCAGCUGCGGUGAGCGUGACCGGCACAGGUCGGACACCUGUGGAUGAGGGAGGGGAGCAUAUUAGCAGGAACAAGAAGAGAAAACUGAAGAAGAAACGGCGCAAAGAGAAGCUGCUGUCCAUGGGCCUGAUGCCGCAGGCUGCUGCCCUGGAGUUCACAUACAAAAAAGAUGAGGAGGAAGAGGAUGUAGAUAACGAGACGAAGGCUGCAGAGGUGUUGGACUUCCUCAAGACUACAAUGGAAAUGUAUAUGUCAGAUUCCUCGUUGCGGGUGGACACGCUUCCUCUCCAGUCUGGGACUCCCGAUGACCUCCUGAACAGCAUAGCCAGCAGGUGCGAAUCCACAUCUGUCCUGAAACAGCUCUACAGUUUGAAGGCCUUUGUUCAGCAUAAAGAGACAGACAAACUGGAAAAGGCACUAAAGGAGCUCCACCACACAUCUUCUAUGUCUGCAGAGGAAACCGCUGCAGUCGUUUCAUUGUUCCAGUACUGGAUCACAGACAUUCUUCCCAUGCAUGGAGACGAGAAGACAUGGCUUUCAAUGCACCCAUGAGACUGUCAGUCACACCGAAACAAUGACUCUACUGAUGGUUUACUUUUUCUGUUCUUCAUCACUUUCGACAAGAAAGUUUUUGGACUUUCCUACUCAUAUGCUGAAUUUCAUAACUUUACAUGUUGUUUUAUAAGAUAUUUUUAGUAUUAAAUUUUUUUUUUUGUCUCA